Messenger RNA from Zophobas morio, 1640 nucleotides. RefSeq names its product cytochrome P450 6k1-like. The transcript is spliced from 5 exons. Gene Ontology annotation, molecular function: heme binding; oxidoreductase activity, acting on paired donors, with incorporation or reduction of molecular oxygen; monooxygenase activity. NCBI's taxonomy places the organism in Eukaryota, Metazoa, Arthropoda, Insecta, Coleoptera, Tenebrionidae. The coding region runs from base 28 to 1506 and encodes 492 amino acids. The record is from RefSeq and is a predicted model, not a curated record.
AUCAAAAUUAGUGAUAAGUGCUGCGCUAUGUUUUUCAUUUCCAUAGCUUGUUUUUUGCUCUUUCUCUACUACCUCUUUACAAAAAACUAUGGCUACUGGGAAUCCAAAAACGUCCCUUUCGAAAAACCAGUUUUCAUUUUUGGAAGCUUCUACAAGAUAAUGACAAAACAACAACAACUUUUCUACCGAAUCCGGGAAAUAUACAACAACUUCAAAACCCCGUACUGCGGAAUCUACAUCUUCAACCGCCCAAACCUCGUCAUCAGGGAUCCACAACUGAUCAAAAAUGUCUUGGUAAAAGAUUUCGAUAUAUUCAUGAACCACCAAAUCGCCUCCAACGAAAAAGUUGACCCUCUGGCCUACCACAGCCUAUUUGGUUCCCAGGAUGACGUUUGGAAAAACCUGCGCAGCAAAAUUUCCCCCGUUUUCACUUCAGGCAAAAUGAAGUUAAUGCUGCAAUUAAUGAAAGAAUGUGCUUCCGAUUUGGUAGUUUGUGUGGAGAAACACUGCGGCAACAAAAUUGAUAUUAAAGAUGUAAUGAAGAAGUAUGCCGUGGAUAUUAUUUCGUCGUGUGCUUUCGGUAUCAACUCGUAUUGUCUUAAGGAGGAGCAGUCGGAAAUAAUGGAUGUUGCCACGAAACUUACCGACUUUAAGUCGUUUGUUAGGAACUUUUCAGUGUUCAGUUUUCUUUACGCACCGAAAUUGGUUGACAUUUUGCGGCUGACGAUGUUUGACAAAACCGCUUCUGAUUAUUUGAUUGGUGUGUUUAAGAAUACCCUGAGAGAACGUGAGAAGAAGGGGAUUUUGCGAAAUGAUUUCAUUCAUUUACUCAACAAUUUGAAGCAGGAUGAGGCUUUUAGUGAAAAUUAUAAAUUCGAUGACUUAAAAAUGGCUGCACAAGCCAUAACAUUCUUCUUUGCUGGAAAUGACACCACUGCUUUUACAUUAUCAUUCGCUAUGUAUGAAUUAUCCCGAAAUAAAGAAGUACAAGAUCGACUGCGCCAAGAAAUCAAAGAAGCUUUUAACAAACAUGGUACCCUUACCUACGAGGCAAUUCAAGACAUACCUUACCUCGAAAUGGUUUUAAAUGAGGUACUACGCAAAUAUCCCUUUACCAUUAUCCUGGAUAGAAAAUGUGACAACACUUACACUUUUGAAGACACUGGAUUGACUAUUGACAAAAAUGUUUCGAUAUUAAUUCCGAUUGCUGGACUACACUACGACCCGCAAUAUUUUCCGGAUCCGGAAAAAUUUGAUCCUGAAAGGUUUAGUUUGGAAAAUAGGGAUAAAAUAGUACCUUAUACGUUUUUACCCUUUGGUGAUGGUCCAAGAAGCUGUUUAGGACAAAGGUUUGCACUUUUGGCAAGCAAAGUAGCUUUGGCUCACUGUUUGAAGGAUUUUGCUUUUGAUAUAGCAGAUACCACGAAGGUACCGCUUGAGUUGGAUAAUGGUGUACCGUUUAUAAUGAACAAAGGUAAUCUUCAUCUAAGUGUUACAAAAUUGUAGUUUACUGACUUAAUUUUUUUCUGCGGUAAUGUAUACUUUUUGUUAUGCCUAAUGUGAGACAAGUGUUAGCUAUAUAUUUAAUGUCAUUUUUAUUACAUACAUAAUUUAUAAAUAAAAAUUUUAUUUAAUUCUUA